Cucurbita maxima (winter squash) is the source of this 605-nucleotide messenger RNA. RefSeq names its product putative pectinesterase/pectinesterase inhibitor 28. Bases 21 to 605 code for a protein of 194 amino acids. Gene Ontology annotation, molecular function: pectinesterase inhibitor activity; pectinesterase activity. The transcript has a single exon. The record is from RefSeq and is a predicted model, not a curated record. Lineage: Eukaryota; Viridiplantae; Streptophyta; Magnoliopsida; Cucurbitales; Cucurbitaceae.
GAGAUUUGUAGCGAAGAAACAUGGCGUAUGACGGCGGUGGAUGCAAGAACAAUAAAGUUGCCCUGGUUGGGUUGUUGUCUCUGUUUUUGGUUGCCUUGGUUAAUGGUGCAAGUGGCGCAGGAGAGGACUCUGGGUCCUCUAAUGUUGCCAUUAAGACUAUAUGUGAGCCCACUACUUAUCGUGAAACUUGCGAAGAAGCCCUGGUGAAGUCCAAUGUUGACUCAAAAGACCCACGUGAGUUGAUCAAGGCAGGGUUCCAUUUUGCUAUUGAGCAGCUCAAAGCGGCAAUUGCAAAUUCCCCCACUUUGAAACAAGCCGCCACCGACCCCAUGGCGAAAGAAGCCAUUGAUACUUGUGACGAGCUCAUAGAUUAUGCAAUUGAUGAUCUUUUAACUACGUUUGAUCAAAUCACUGAUAGUUUUAGUUUAAAUAGGGUGGAUAAUUAUCUUAAGAAUCUUAGGAUUUGGUUGAGUGGUGCGUUGACAUAUCAAGAAACUUGUUUGGAUGCUUUCGAGAAUGUUACUGGCGAUACUGGUGAAAAGAUGACGAAUUUAUCAAGAAACUUGUUUGGAUGCUUUCGAGAAUGUUACUGGCGAUACUGGUGA